AUGCAAUAAAUAUAGAAUAAUGAGACUGAGGAUCAAGAUUAUUUGAAGUAAAUAUCAUAAUAAAUUCUAUCCAUUGAAUUGAAUAUAAUACCUUGUACGAUAUAGAAUUAAUAAUCAUUUGAUAAAAUUGUUUUAUUUUUGGGAUUUUAGCACAACUAAUUUGAUUAAUUGUAUAGUCAUUUUAUUGAUAAAAAAUGUCUUCAAUAAAAUGAAUUCUUUAAGAUAGUUAAGAUUAAAAAAGAUAAACACUCUUCCUAUCUGAUUAAUAGCCCAUACUCCUUAAACAGAUGCUCUCAAGAAGAUGAAAAAAUAAAACUAUUUUUUUCCAAAAUAAAUUUAGAAUAAAUUUUUAUAAACUUCAAGAAAUCUGAAAUUCAUGUAGUUAUAAAUUAUUAGAAGUUAUAAGGAAAUUCUGAAGAAGAAAAACUUAAAAUUAUAAUCGAUUAUGAAUUUUUGAAUUUCGGAAGAAUUAUAUUGAAAAAGGAAAAAAUUUCACUAAUCAAUUAAUAUGGAAAAAAUUAGUUUUCUUAUACUUAUUUGAUAACUCUAAAAUCUUAGAAUAACUUAAACUUUAUUGAAAUCGAACAACAAAAAAUCUUAAGAAAUAUAUUCAAAAAAAAUGAAUUCCUUUAUUUUUAAAUUCUUAAACAUCCCAUUUAAUUUAACUAUGGAGAAAUGAGUAGUGAAAUAAUGAAAGUUCAAGAAUAACUAUUUGAAUUUGUCAAUAAUAAAAUAGAACAAUUUUAGAUCUAAUUAUUGAAUUUACAGUAAAUACCUAAACUUACUGAUUUUUUUGAGUUGUAAUAAUCUUUAGGAAAUUAUUUAAAAUAAUUAAAUGAAAUCCUUAGUUUAUACAAAAAACCCAAAUUCUCGUUGGUUUGGAAAAUUGUCUAUAAAAUAAAUCAUUUAAAUAUGAAUAUUGGUAGUUCUAUUAACAUAUAGUUGAAAAAUUUAAACAAAUAACAUCUUGAAUAAUUUUUGAAAAUGAAAAGAUGCACAUUUGAGGAUCUUUUUAUUAAAAUGUAAUUAUUAGAAUCAAAUCACUUGAAAUUAAUAGAUGAAUUUCUACGAAAAUAUCAUCAAUAUCAAUAUGAUGAUGUCCUUCUUGUAUCACUUUAGAAUUUUGCCAUUAAUGUGGAUUUUUGGAAUUCAUAUUUCAAAGAUUUUUUAGAGUCUAAGCUUUCUCAAUUGAACAUGAUAUCAAAAAAUCUUUAACCUUAACCAUAACAGGAUAUUGAAAAAGGAGUUUUUUUUUUUGGAAAAAGUAAAGUAGGAAAGAGUACUAUAUUAAAUUUGAUUUAAAACCCUUAAAUUCUUACUAUUAAAAAGGAAUUUUCAGAGUAAUGUUAUGUUGUUAAAGAUGGAUAAUAAUCAUAAUUUAAUAUUGGACAUGGUUUCAUGAGUGAGACAUAAAUGAUCUAAGGUACACAAAUAGAUGAUGUUUGGUAUUUUGAUUGUCCUGGUUUUGAUGAUAAUAUAUCAGAAUAUACUCGUAUAGCUCAUAGGAUUAAUUUAUAUAAUUAUUUAAAAAAGACAAAAAAAGUUAUUGGAUUUUUAGUUAUUGAUGGAUCUAUUAAAGAUGCAUAAGUUAUUAAGGAUACUAUUAAUCCUCUUUAUGAAUUAAUUAAAGACAAAAAUUAAUUAUUAAAAGAGCAUCAUAAAUGGCUUUCUUUAAUUUUGGUUAAAAUUAAUAAAAGUUCAAGAAUAGCUUGUAUCAAUAAUUGGGAUUAAGCAUUUCAAUAAUUAUUAAAUGGUUAAUAUAGUAUUUAUAAAUAAAUGUAUGAAAAUGAUAAUUAAUGCGUUGAAUUUUACAAAGCAAAGAAAAAAUAUCUUUAAGAUAAUCAAAAAUUUGAAGAAUAAAAAAACAAUUUGAAGAUAAAAAUAAAUAACAUAAUUAAUAGCUAAUUAUAAAACUAUGAUUUUGAACUAAAAUUUGAUUUGAUAUUGGAUUAAAAUUUGUAUUAUAUAAUUGGAGACGGAAUUUCAAUGCUUAUUAUUAAAGUUUAGCAUAUUAUACUAAUUUUAACAAACUUAAUGAAUAAUUACAUUUUAGAAAAUAAGAGUGAAAUAUCAUAAAAAUUAUAGCAGAUUUAAAAGCUAUAAGACAUUUUUCAAGAAGACAUUAUAGAAAGUAAUUUAGAAGAAUUUCUAUAAUGUCUCUUGAGUUGGUGUUAAGACUUAAUCUAAUUUGAUAAUCUUAUUUCUUUUUUGCCUUAAUUAAUUAUCGAUAUUCAUUCAUUUGUAAAGAUGUUAUUGCAAGCCAAAAAUAAUUUAUUAGCACCCCUCUAAAUAAAUACAGAAAUUAUAAGAGAAAACAUGAAAAAGAUUAUUGAGAUUAUAAAAAGAAUUAAGAAAUUGAAUUAAAUUGUCACCAUAGAAUAGAUAAUGCUGACUGUAAGUACUUUUAGGGCUUUUUCAAUAGAUAGUAAAAUCCAAGAAUUUUUAAUUACUUUAAAAUCAUUACCUUUAUUAGAAAAGAAAUUAUUAAAAAUAAUGUAUUAAAAUUAUUUAGAAGAGUAAGAAAGAAAUGAAAGAAUUUGA
This is a messenger RNA of Paramecium primaurelia, 2541 nucleotides long. Lineage: Eukaryota; Ciliophora; Oligohymenophorea; Peniculida; Parameciidae. The record is from the annotation of a GenBank genome assembly.